Messenger RNA from Triticum dicoccoides, 3819 nucleotides. RefSeq names its product disease resistance protein RGA5-like. NCBI's taxonomy places the organism in Eukaryota, Viridiplantae, Streptophyta, Magnoliopsida, Poales, Poaceae. Gene Ontology annotation, molecular function: ADP binding. Bases 582 to 3449 code for a protein of 955 amino acids. The record is from RefSeq and is a predicted model, not a curated record. Gene Ontology annotation, biological process: defense response to other organism. The transcript has 6 exons.
GUACGCGUCCUGUGCUUGUCAUUCCAGCGAUAUGCCAGGGGCGUUCUCACGACCCAGUCAUUUGCGCCUCACCUCUCCCUCGUUAAAUUUGUAGCUCUUCCCAAUCAACUGAUAUAUAUCCCUCACUCUAGCUAGCAAUUUCCUCUCAACCAAGUGUGGUUCUUGGUCUUCCUCAUCUUCACCCAGUGCUCCCUUGCUCUCAUCUCCGUCUCCUCCAUUGCGCUGCCUUGUUGGUGAUCUAUUUUCAUCCAACCUCCACUGAGUGCUCGCCCCUGCCAACUCACCGCCAGAGACCUUGGACACCCGUGGGAUCGAGUGAAGCGACCUCCACGUGGAGAGAGAGAGAGAGAGAGAGAGAGAGAGAGAGAGAGAGAGAGAGAGAGAGAGAGAGAGAGAGAGAGAGAGAGACUGCCGCGGCUGCUGUGUUGUCUCCUCCAUACCCAGGUCGGGUGCGGCGACCCUCACGCCUCUAGUGCGCCCCCGCUGUGUUCUGCUCCGCCGUGAAGCAUCAAGCUCAGUUCUAGAACACCUUCAAGACCUUUUUCAUCGGAUUGGUCCAGACAACUCGUCCUCCUGCUCUCAUGAAUAUUGUCACGGGUGCCAUGGGCAGCCUGAUCCCCAAGUUGGGCGAGCUGCUCAUGGAUGAAUACAAUCUGCACAAGAGCAUCAAGAAAGAUAUCGAGUUCCUCCGGAAGGAACUUCAGAGCAUGCACGCUGCUCUCACCAAGGUUGGUGAUGUGCCACGAGACCAGCUCGACAAGCAAGUCAAGCUCUGGGCCGAUGAGGUCAGAGACCUGUCAUACGACAUGGAGGACGUCAUCGACAAGUUCGUCGUACGUGUCGAUGGCAUUGAGCCUCACGAAAACACCAACAGAUUCAGCGGGCUUAUGGAGAAGAUGGUCGGCUUGUUCAAGAAAGGCAAGAAUCACCAUCGGAUAGCUGACGCCAUCAAGGAAAUCAAGGAGCAACUCCAUGAGGUGGCUGCUAGGCGUGACCGGAACAAGGUCGAUGGUAUUGCUCCAAAUCCAACAGAAGCAAUUGCUAUCGAUCCUUGUCUCCGUGCUCUGUACACAGAAGCAGCAGAGCUCGUUGGCAUCUAUGGGAAGAGGGAUCACGACCUCAUGAGUUUGCUCUCCAUGGAGGGCGAUGACAUAUCUAACAAGAGAAUAAAGAAGAUCUCCAUUGUUGGAUUUGGAGGAUUGGGCAAGACAACUCUUGCUAGAGCGGUGUACGAGAAGAUUAAAGGUGAUUUCAAUUGUCGGGCAUUUGUCCCCGUCGGUCAGAACCCUGACAUAAAGAAGGUUUUUAGGGAUAUCCUCAUUGAUCUCGGCAACCCUCAGUCAGAUCUUGCGAUAUUGGAUGAAAGACAGCUUAUCAACAAGCUUCAUGAAUUUGUUGAGAAUAAGAGGUAUCUCGUCGUAAUUGAUGAUAUAUGGGAUGAAAAAAUGUGCGAAGGCAUCAACUUGGCUUUCUCCAAUAGGAAUAAUCUAGGCAGUCGGCUAAUCAUAACAACCCGCAUUGUUAGUGUCUCCAAUUCAUGUUGCUCGUCUGCUAACAAUUCAAUUUAUCAAAUGGAACCACUUUCUGCUGAUGACUCCAGAAGGCUCUUCUAUAAAAGAAUAUUUCCAGCCAAUAGUGAAUAUCCAAAUGAAUUUGAACAAGUGUCUAAAGAUAUAUUGAAGAAAUGUGGUGGUGUACCGCUAGCCAUCAUUACUAUUGCUAGUGCUUUGGCUAAUGGCCAGCAUGUGAAACCAAAGCGUGAAUGGGAUAUUCUGCUCCAGUCCAUUGGCUCUGGAUUAACAAAAGAUAACAGUUUAGAGGAGAUGCGGAGAAUACUAUCUUUCAGCUAUUAUGAUCUACCCUCUUAUCUGAAAACUUGUUUGUUGUACCUAUGUAUAUAUCCAGAGGAUAGCAAGAUUUAUAGAGACACACUGAUAUGGAAGUGGGUGGCCGAAGGAUUUAUCCACCAUGGAAAGCAAGGGACUUGCCUGUUUUUGCUCGGAUUAAAUUACUUCAACCAACUCAUUAAUAAAAGUAUGAUCCAGCCAAUAUAUGAUGGUAUAGGACAGGUAUAUGCUUGCCGUGUACAUGAUAUUGUUCUGGACCUUAUCUGCAACUUGUCACAUGAAGCAAGGUUUGUUAAUAUAUUGGAUGGCACUGGGAAUAGCGUGUCUUCACAAAGUACUGUUCGCCUAUUGUCCCUUCAGAAUAGAAAUGAAGAUCACCAAGGCAUACCUCUCAGAUAUUUCACAGGUAUAUCACAUGUGAGGUCAAUUACUGUCUUUGAUCCUGCUAUUACUAUCAUGCCAGCCCUGUCAAGGUUUGAAGUUCUACGUGUACUUGAUUUGUCGUAUUGUAAUAUGGGGAAAAGUAGCAGCGUGCAGCUUAACCUCAAGGAUGUUGGGCAUUUAAUUCACCUAAGGUACCUAGGUCUAGCAGCUACUGGAAUCAAGGAACUUCCAGCUGAGAUAGGAAGCCUGCGGUUUCUGGAGGUGUUAGAUCUUCAAUACAAUGAUCAGCUACAGGUGUUGCCGUCGACUGUUUGGAGGUUGAGUAGAUUAAUCUGCCUACAUGUUGCUAAGUGUGAGGUUACUCCGGGUGUGUUGCAGAAUCUUACAUCCAUUGAAGUAUUGAAGGAGAUCCGGGCCUCUCAGAAUAUUAUUAUGCAAGAGCUUGGCAACCUAAAAAGGCUAAGGGAGCUUGAGAUCUACUUCAACGAUGGUAGUUUGGAUUUGUAUGAAGGUUUCGUGAAGUCUCUGUGCAACCUACAUGAUAUCGAACGCCUACAUAUUAAUUCCAAUCCGGGAGAAAUAUUUCUUGAACUGAUCGAUCUCUUCAGAGAACACUGGGUGCCUCCUGUACAUCUCCACGAAUUUGUCUCCCGCAUGCCCAGCCAACUCUCUGCACUGCGGGGGUGGAUAAAGAGAGACUCCUCGCAUCUAUCGAACCUCUCCGUGUUAAUCCUCUCCAAAGUGAAGGAAGUGCAGCCGGAGGACGUGGAAAUCAUUGGGGGCUUGCCGUCCCUUCGUUGUCUCCACAUAUGGAGCACCCACCAAACACAACGGCUGCUAGUCAUCCGUGCAGAAGGGUUCCGCUGUAUGGUAGACUUUUACUUGAAUUGUGGGUCGGCAGCGCAUAUAAUGUUUGAACCAGGAGCUUUGCCGAGGGCGGAACAAGUUUACUUCAGCCUGGGCGUGCGGGUGGCGAUAGAGGAUGGUAACUGCGGUUUUGACUUGGGCCUGCAGGGGAACCUGCUCUCCCUUCGGCGGGAUGUCAUUGUUUGGAUGUAUUGUGGUGGAGUGAAGGUUGGGGAGGCCAAGGAAGCGGAGGCUGUGGUGAGGCGCGCCCUCGACGCCCAUCCCAACCAUCCCAAGAUUUAUAUUGAUAUGCUCCCGUAUAUAGCCGAUGGUGCUCAUGAUGACAAUUUGUGUGAGGACGAGGAGAACUGAUUUCUGACGUAGGGCAUCAGGUGUGCUCUCGGUAGCAGGGGCGCACAGGUUACUGCUGGUCAGCCCGGAUCAUGCAAAGAACUGAAGGAUGAAGAAGUUCUGAGCUGGGCUGGAAGUUGUUGCUUUGAGAUGGCAGCCGUUUGUAGAAAGAGGUGUCGAAGUAAGGAUAUUGUAAUGGACUUCGGUGUUGCUUUGUUUUGCAUGUUGUUUUUUCUUUUCUUAUAAGCUGAACCCAACAAACCUGAAGGUGUAUUAUCAUAUUUGUAAUGACUGAAAUCGGAGGCUUCAUUGAGCUCCUUAGUUUAGGUGUGGGAUUUGUUACUUAAGAAAAUACUAAUUAUCAGUUAACUGAUUUUGAUUUGGAUCUAAA